AUGUCUUCGCGCCGCGACCUCGACGCGUCCGAGGCAUCAGCAGAUUCGUUCGCCUCGUCCCUCGCUGAGAAUGCCGGUAUUGCCGCUCGAUACCUGUCCGUCUCCAGUCUCGAACAUGAACACGACGCGUCCAUCAUGCAGCAAACCCUGAGUACUCGCGUCGUGAUUUCGACACAUUCUUCGUUUGCAAUCAGACACCAGGAAGCGUCCUUGCGCCCCGACCUCCAGCGAUUGGUCCAGAUUGGUGAAGGACUACAGGGUGCAAUUUUUGAGCAAGUGGGAAAAACUCUGGUGAUCAAGAAAGAAAGCCCUGAGAAUGAAUCCCGACCCACACGACUAGACAAGGAGUACCGCGCGCACGAUCAAAUUUGCCUCGCAUUCCAGAAGUUUGGACCAAUUGUAUCCAACACAGUCUUUGUCCCACGGCCGAGUUCGCUGAAGACCCCGGGGGACGAUGGUUUUUGGGCUGCGAACCUUGACAAAUUCCCAGUCCAGUACCGAGUAAAGACGAUGAUCUUUACGAUGGAACGUAUCCUACCUCUCCCUAAGAUCGUUCGAGGAGCCCUUAUUUCAUUAUUUUAUCCUCGUCCCCAGGGACAAGAAUCCGCCGAUCCAAACGUCGUCCAACGACUCCUCUCGGAAGAAUCCAACAAGCAUUGUCUUGCUCGUGUGUAUCUCGGCAAGAAAUCUCACACUUUCAAGCAAGAUAACUUCUCACUCCGAAACUUCCCUCUUUGCUUGGACGCAAUGCAGCGCUUCGGGCUUGAAGUCAAUGAAAUGGCUUAUUCCAUGGGCAAAGCAUACGCGAUAAUACAAUGGGGAGCCGAGUUUAAUGCGGACGAUGUCGAAUUCGUUCUUGGUACCCUGACAACAAAUACCAAAACUGUUACCAACUUUCAGGAACGAGCCGUUCGCCUUUGUCUCUUGGACUUUGGACAGUGCGAUUCCGUCAACAUGAGCCGAGAUGCCGAGGACGUGUAUCAGUCAUUCCGCGGCGCACUUGUUGUUGGGGAUAAUCAAUGGUUUAUCCCUCAUUGCCAUCGGGACCCAGAGCUCUUCAAACACUUCCGUACUGGGUACGUUGAAGCUGGGAAUGCUAUUAUGAAGGAGAAGAAAUGGACCGGAAAGUUUGACAUGGAGGAUUUUAUGGACGGUUAUGAAGAAUACGCUGAAGACUUCCUAGUGUAA
Clonostachys solani is the source of this 1188-nucleotide messenger RNA. The record is from the annotation of a GenBank genome assembly. NCBI's taxonomy places the organism in Eukaryota, Fungi, Ascomycota, Sordariomycetes, Hypocreales, Bionectriaceae.